AUGCCCGACAGCGAAGACCCUAAGCCACCAGUCAACGAAGCAGCUCAGGGCAGCCACAUUACCCAACCCACCGAGAUCUCUGAUGAAAAGUACCAUGCGCUUGCCGAUGAGUACCUAGACGCCGUACACGAGAAAGCAGAGCAAUUGCAAGAGGGACGAGAAGACGUUGAUGUGGAGUAUAGCGUACGUUUAUCGCGUCAAUCGCCUGCAAGUGGAGGAAGUAUUCCUGGACUGACCUGAUACAGUCCGGCGUGAUGAACAUUACUUUUCCUCCCAACGGAACAUAUGUGCUUAACAAACAGCCCCCGAACAAACAAAUCUGGAUCUCGUCACCCAUCUCCGGCCCCAAGCGAUACGAUUGGGUCUUAUCAGGAGAGAGCAUGCAUCAGAAAGAAGGCAGUGGAAAUGGAGAAUGGGUAUAUCUGCGGGACGGAACAGAUCUGACGAGCUUGCUGCACAAGGAGCUUGGGAUUUUAAUCGACCCGCGUGCGGAGGAGAUGAAGGAGAGCAAGGAUCCUGUGGAAUAG
Messenger RNA from Lecanosticta acicola, 527 nucleotides. The record is from the annotation of a GenBank genome assembly. Lineage: Eukaryota; Fungi; Ascomycota; Dothideomycetes; Mycosphaerellales; Mycosphaerellaceae.